Mytilus californianus (California mussel) is the source of this 1689-nucleotide messenger RNA. RefSeq lists its product as uncharacterized. Gene Ontology annotation, cellular component: membrane. Bases 97 to 1521 code for a protein of 474 amino acids. The transcript has 9 exons. Gene Ontology annotation, molecular function: transmembrane signaling receptor activity. The record is from RefSeq and is a predicted model, not a curated record. Gene Ontology annotation, biological process: inflammatory response; immune response; toll-like receptor signaling pathway. NCBI's taxonomy places the organism in Eukaryota, Metazoa, Mollusca, Bivalvia, Mytilida, Mytilidae.
GUAAAAAUCAAUAACCAUAGAUCGUUAUUAUCAUAGUCGACAUGUUUCAUGCAUGACUUUAUUUAUGAUCUAUAAAAGCGAUUACCAUUCAAACAGAUGGCUUCACCAUUUAAUGGCGAACUAAUACAUCAGAAUAACGACAAUUCACAACACACAAAACCACUUCCUAAUGGCAAGAAAUUCCACGUGUUUAUAUCCUACAGUGAAAGUGACAGAUCCUGGGUUGGAACAGUAAUACAACACUUACAAAACGACUACAACUUUAAGUGUUUUGAGCAUUCUGCAGAUUUUAUACCAGGAAAGAAAAUAACGGAAAACAUAGAAUAUGCUAUGUCCAACUCCGUGAAAACAAUGUUUAUUUUAACGGAGGAGUAUUAUAAGAGUUAUUGGUGUCAAUAUGAAGUGGAAUUCGCUAUAAUAAAGUUGUUAGCUGAAAUGAAAGAAAAUGUCAUCAUUCCAGUUUUAAAGGAAGACUGUGAGAUACCAGGCUAUCUUAGACCAUUCACUUAUGUGAACGCCACAGGGGAUAUAAACGUCUGGCUUCCAAGACUUGUUUCAGCUAUGGAAGCAGAAGGCGUGCAGUAUAAUCAUGACGUUGAUUUAACCAGGGUAAAAGAUGCAGUAAAUCGACACCGUAAUCUUGAGAUACUGUACAAGGAGAAAAGUCAAUUUAGCUGCAGCGAUCCUGUCUUCAAAUCAAAAUACGUGCCUACAUCAUUGAGUAAAGAUCCUGUAAACAUUAACCAACAGCUUUACCAUGACAUAAUACAAAAAUUGUCAUCCAGUCUUCUAGUAAAAGGUCGGCACUGUCGGAAUCUGUGGUGGCCAACAACAUUCUUCUGGGCUGCGCUUUUUGUGACAAUGAAUGGUUUCGGAAUGACAUUUGUCAUCUUAUCUGUUCAUUAUUUGAUAUUAGCUGAGAAGCUUGAUGAAGAACACGCAAAGGGAAAAGAGCUUGACACCACGGCGGAACAUCCACUUUAUUUAUAUAUUGUGGCAGGAGUCGUUCAAUCCAUUGGACUGUUUACUAUAAUGUGGUCGAUUGUGUGUUGUUAUUCUGAAUAUAAGGGAAAACGUCAGACUCAUCGUGAUCUUCGUGAGAUGAACAAAAGACUUCUGCCCUCCAAAGUUUUAGUUGCCUAUAGAAGACAAAGAUUUCUUGCCAACUUUACCAUAUAUUUUCUAUUUUACGAUAUGACUCAGUGUGUGAAUCAUAUAGCUUUAGAAAUACACAACAGAAGGAUUCGACAGCGUCAGAAUGGCGGUGAGAUGGAAUUUAUCAUGAAUGAUGGGGACGAUGUACACUUAUUGGAUGAUACAACAGAAAGAUCAAUGAAUGAUGAUCUUCAGGAAAAUAUAACUGAACAUUUGUUGGAUUUAAGCUCGGCAUAUUUAAUGGAAUAUAUGAAUGAAAGACUAGACCUGCCUAUCGAUUCUAUCAGACACGCGUCACAAGCAAAGUGUCUUUGUCAGUUUGCAGAAUCAAACAACACAGAUUUGGACAAUGUGAUUAAUGUAUAAUAAUCUUUUCCUAUUGUACACAUUACAUUGACUGGUCAUUCUCAUGCUCAAGAUUGAUAAAUCCUACGAAAGAUAGGAGCAAAUGUAUUUAUUUCAGAGCAGAUUAUUUUUACAAAUAAAAUUGUAUAUCUACUUAUUAAUAUUAUCAAAUAAAAGAUAUUUUAAUUA